This is a messenger RNA of Ailuropoda melanoleuca (giant panda), 4093 nucleotides long. RefSeq names its product zinc finger protein 25 (gene ZNF25). The record is from RefSeq and is a predicted model, not a curated record. Gene Ontology annotation, molecular function: RNA polymerase II cis-regulatory region sequence-specific DNA binding; DNA-binding transcription factor activity. Gene Ontology annotation, biological process: regulation of transcription by RNA polymerase II. The transcript has 6 exons. Bases 577 to 1929 code for a protein of 450 amino acids. Lineage: Eukaryota; Metazoa; Chordata; Mammalia; Carnivora; Ursidae.
UUUGCCAGUGCGAGGCCGGGGAGGAGGGGCGGGGGGAAGCCGGGUCUGCGCUGCUGCGCGGAGCCGGAGAACCUGGAAGCCGCCGCCGCCCCCCUCUGAGCGCCCGAAGGGCCUCCGAGGACUGGGGAGGGGGUCAGGCAGGGGGCUUUGCGGGGGUUGCCCAUUGUCCACCUUCCUGGCUCUCGACCUGCGUAGCCCAGCGCCCGGAGCUGGCCUGGGGCGCGGGAGAAAUGGGGAGGGACGCCGGGGGACGGCUUUUGUGACGUGGACCCUAGGCCCGCCACGUCCGCACUGGCGUGGCUGCCGCGCUGUCAAACCCGGGGGACCUGCGCCCGUCUGGCUCCCGCCGGUAACCUAGCAGUAUAACCUCGGUACGACCCGGACACUCAUCUGUAAAAUAAUCCCAGUAACCACUGGGGUUGUUUGCUGUAGUAAAUAGGGCUGUACAUAUAAGUAUGAUAAGGACUCAAUAAAGGUGAUUCCUGAGCUGCAAGAUAAGGUCUUCCAAGACUUCUGUCUUCCAACUUUCCCAGUUCUGGCUUCAUAGUUUCUGUCCUUUCCCAAGAGCAGCAGAAAAUGAGCAAGUAUCAGGGACCAGUAACAUUCAAGGAUGUUAUUGUGGAAUUCAGCCGGGAAGAGUGGCAGCUACUGAACGCUGCUCAGAGGACCCUAUACAGGGAAGUGAUGCAAGAGAACUGUGGUCUCCUAAUCUCAGUGGGUUACCGUGUGAAUAAGCCGAAUGCAGUCUUCAAGCUGAAACAAGGAAAAGAACCAUGGAUAUUGGAAGUAGAAUUUCCACAUCGGAAUUACCCGGAAGACCUCUGGAAAAUUCAUGACCUAGGAGCGAAAUACCAGGAAAGCCGAGCCGAAAACUCAAGGAAUGGAGAACUCACAAAACAUCAGCAACCUCAACCCAGAGAGAAAAUCCAUAAAUGCAAUGAAUGUGGAAAGUCCUUCUGCCAGAAGUCUAUCCUCGUAAUACACCAGCAUAUUCACUCAAAGGACAAACCCAGGGAAUGUGGGGAAUCUGGCUCUAGAAAUGGAGACCUCACAGUACAACAGAAAACUCACACCAGAGAGAAAACCUAUGAAUGUAAAGAAUGUAAGAAAACUUUCUAUCACUUGUCAUCUCUUAGUAGACAUUUGAGGACUCACGCAGGGGAGAAACCCUAUGAAUGUAAUCAGUGUGAGAAAUCCUUCUACCAGAAGCCACACCUCGUAGAACAUCAGAAAACACACACAGGAGAGAAACCCUUCGAGUGUAACGAAUGUGGGAAGUUCUUCUAUGUUAAGGCAUACCUCAUGGUACAUCAGAAAACACACACAGGGGAGAAGCCCUAUGAAUGUAAGGAAUGUAGGAAAUCCUUUUCCCAGAAAUCACACCUCACAGUACAUCAGAGAACACAUACAGGGGAGAAACCUUAUAAAUGUAAGGAAUGUGGGAAAUUCUUUUCUAGAAAUUCACACCUCAAAACUCAUCAGAGAACUCACACAGGAGAGAAACCCUAUGAAUGUAAGGAAUGUGGGAAAUGCUUCUACCAGAAGUCAGCCCUCACAGUACAUCAGCGAACUCACACAGGGGAGAAACCCUUUGAAUGUAAUAAAUGUGGAAAAAAUUUUUACUAUAAAUCAGACCUCACUAAACAUCAGAGAAAACACACAGGGGAGAAGCCCUAUGAAUGUCAUGAAUGUGGUAAAUCUUUCUCCGUGAAUUCAGUCCUCAGAUUACAUCAGAGGACGCACACAGGAGAGAAACCUUAUGAAUGUAAGGAAUGUGGGAAAUCCUUCUCUCAGAAGUCACAUUUUAUCAUACAUCAGAGAAAACACACAGGGGAGAAACCCUAUGAAUGUCAGGAGUGUAGGAAAACUUUUAUUCAGAAAUCAAAACUUACUGCACAUCAGAAGACGCACAUAGAGGGAAAAAGCUGAUAAAUACUAUGAAUUGGAAAGUUCUUUUGGAAUUUAUCCUUCAGAAUAACUGGAUAAUUCACACAAGAGAGUAUCAUCGAUCUCAGAAAAUUUCAGUCACAGUCUUUCUUGACAGAAAAGGGAAUACACAGAAAUUCUUUAAAUCUAUAAGAGAGACAUUUUUACCAUAUGUCAGACUUAACUAAGUAUCAGAUGACCUACAAACUGUAAAACAUGAGGGAGACCAUUCUUUUAGAAGUCAUACUAGACCACACAACACAGAAAUCACAGGAAGAGAAAUCCUAUAAAAACAAAUGAAUGUCAGGAAAUUUUCUGUCAGGGCAGCCAACACUAGGUAUCCAAAAGCUCACAUGAGUGAGAAGCUCCUAUCAGCAUCCUUCCCGAGCACUCAGAAACCUCUGACACCACGUGGACUUGGAGCACUCAAAGGUGUAAGUGCACAGACUGCAACAGAGAUCAGAAGCCUUUACGGAGAAGUGAUGUGUCAGUGAACCUCAGAUCCGUGAUGCCGGGAUAGAACCUCUGCAGACAUUUCAAAUACGUGAAAGUUUCUUGACAAACAUUCAGAGAGAAUCUGUACUGAGUGAGGGUAACAGUUACACCAGAAGUCAUGUUGCAGCAGUUGGAUUCUGAGCGGUUUUCUUUGUUUUUUGGUUUUGUUGUUGUUUUUAAAGAAACCUACCAAUGUCUAGAUAUUUGAAGCUUUUUAAAAAGCACAAAUACAUUUAAAAAAAUAAACAGGUGACAUCCUUACACACAAGGAAUCCUUUAGUACGUAAAACUAGUGUGUGUCAGCACGCCACAGGACAGGUUGUGGAUGUUUAUGGGCACGUGGAUCCCGUCCAUAACUGUACUUAGGGAUAUAUGUAGCCUUCGUUCAGCAGUUUUCACGUAUGUGAAGAUAUUUCACAUUGCAUCUCAGCAUCGACUCCUGUUACUCUAAUGUGUAUUUUAAGUGUAAUAUUCUUUUAAAAUUGUAGUGCAUCUUUUUCUCCUAUUUCCCAGCAUUUUUAAAUGAAUAUAGAUAUUACUGAACCAAUCCUUCAGAAAGGUCAGCGAAUUUUACAUUAGGGACACAUUUAUUCAUAAAACAAGACUGAAAUUAUUUUUAAAAACAGCUGAAAACACUCUAUAAUAAAAAUAAAUAAUGCUAUGUAAGGAAGUAGUAUCUAUCUAGAUGUUUUAGCAGGGUGCAGAGCUUAUCUGCAUUAGAAUUUUGUAUGAGUGUUUUAAGAAUGUUCUUCACUACCUUUUUCUUCAUAGUAGAAGCAACAUGGGUAGUGGUUGAGUGUGGACUCUGGACUCUUACUGCCACGGCUCAAAUUCCAGCACGUGGCAUGCCACUUAACCUCUCUGUGCCUCUGUUUCCUUUUCUAUAAGAGAAGUGAUAAUGAUAGGACUGCUCUGAGGUACAAAUGAGUUAUUUUUAGAGCACUUAGAAUAGUGUCUCAGACACAAGAAAAGCAUAAGUUAGAUACUAUUAUAAUUUGUAUUUCUUGAAUUAUGCUGGGAAAAAAAAAGUUGGCUACCAACAUUCACCACUCACUUUAUUGCUGUAGUGCCUUGGUUUGGCUUGGUUGUGCAGUUUUCCACAAAUAAGAUUCAGAUAUUCAGAUGUGACCCAAAGCCUGUUUUUGUAGCCUACAAGCCAAGAAUAGUUUUGCAUUUCUAAAUGAGUGGGGAAAAAAAUAUUUUGUGAUAUGUGAAAAUUAUAUUCAGGUUUCAGUGUCCAUAAAUAAAGUUUUAUUAGAACACUAAUAAAAACCAUUUGUCUCUGUUUUGCCUGAGGCUGCCUUCAGCACUACAAGAACAGAGUUGAGUAGUUCUGACAGACCAUGUGGCUCAGACAGCCUAUGACAGUUACUAUCUGGCACUUUACAAAGUUAAGUUUUUCUGUUACUUAGAGCUGAAAACACUACAAUCAGUGUAUAUGAUGUACUUUUAUAUAUGUUCUGUGUUUCAGAAAUGAUGCAUACAGCAAUUUGUGGGUGGGUGGUUUUUGUGCCGUGUAUUUAUUUUGUACAUUGUAUUUAUAUGUUAAAACCCUAAGCAUUAGAAUUUUUUCAAAUGUGUCUUAUUUGUUGAACUGUAAUAAAAUCAAAACAUUUUCUGAUGGAAUGUAGCAGUACAUGUAUGAAAUAAACAUUGUCUAAAUUAAAUCAAA